Molecule: messenger RNA, 1969 nt
Organism: Marchantia polymorpha subsp. ruderalis
Lineage: Eukaryota; Viridiplantae; Streptophyta; Marchantiopsida; Marchantiales; Marchantiaceae
Source: the annotation of a GenBank genome assembly
AUGCGGGUGUCGUCGGGCAGUUAUGUACAGAAGAGAAGAGCGCAGACCGGGAUCUGACUAGAUGAUCAUGCUCCCUACGAUGCAGACCAAAAUCUGCCUAAAUCUGUAUCCGAAUGAAGUCUUAGGAUAGAUGACUCGUUCUGUACAAGGUUCCUCACGAUCGACUUAGAAGACCAUCGAGGAGCAAUUGGAAGUUCGUAGUGGACUUUGGGACGAUGACGAGAUCUCGCAGCAGCAUUGCGGUGGGCAUGGGAUUAUGGACGAUCGUGGUUCUCAUAGCGCUGCGAGGAGUCGCAGAUGCGAAAUCCGAGCUGCAGCUGAUCAAGUACAAAAUGCCACAGCUUUAUCCGGAGAGUUUCGAUUGGGACAGGAAGCACGAUCGGUUCAUCGUCGGGUCCACGGUGCUGGGCAAGCUCGUCACCCUUACCGACACAGGCGCGGUGGAGGAUUUCGUUUCGGAUUCAGAUCUCGAAGGCCAGUCUGAAGUCCACGGCGUCUUCGUGGACGCAAGGAGGAACCGCGUGCUGGCUGUAGUGGAGGCCGGUAGAGGAGAAUUCGACCCCCAGGUUGCCAGAUUGGUCGCCUACGACUUGGAUUCCAAGAAGAGAACCCUAAUGGUGACCCUGAGCGAGGAAGGAACGCAACCUUAUUUCUUCAAGGAUGUCUGUGCCGAUAACGAGGGUAACGCUUACGUCACGGAAACUACUAGCAACUCGGUCUGGAAGGUGACAUCUUCUGGGGAGGCGAGCCUCUUCGUUACGCUCCCUCAGUAUGAAAUCUUGCAGAGCGAGCCUAUGUUCGCGCAGGCUGGUGUGAGUGGACUCGUGUUUGUGGAUGGGCUUCUUCUCGUGAGUCAGUUUAAUUCCGGAGCGUUGAUCAGGGUGAAGGUGUCGGACAGAAAGGUGGAGAAGGUGAAGGUUGCAGAUGGUCUGACCAUGUCUGAAGCGGAUGGGAUGGCAAUUCGGCAAGAUGGAGCAUUGGUGGUGGUCUCCUCUCAUACUGCUUGGUUACUGAGUAGUAGGGAUUUCUGGCACUCGGCUACGCUGGUGGACAAGGUCGUGCUGGAGAAAACGACCUACAGCACCAGCGUUGCUGUGAAGGAUCUGCGAGUUUAUGUUCUUGCCAGUUACCUUCACGAAGACCUGGAAGGACUCAGUCGGGAAGAUUUUCAGAUUGAAGAGAUCGAGUUUCCUGCCGAUGUCGCCAAUAAUCCAUUGUAUCUGCUCGUAAUUGUGGGUAUGUUCGGGCUUUUAGUGCUGAUCUGGAAGUUUCAGGUCAAUCAAUUCAACAAGAGCUACACCAAGAAGAGAAUGUGAGCGAUUCUGGGCCUCAAAUACUGACAGGAACUUAGCCAUGAGGCUGUACCCAUGGUUUCGAAUUGAGAAGCUUUGAUGUCGCGCAAAAUGUGCUCAAUGCUCGGAAGAUAUGAGAAGGGUCAAUCUCGACGAUCUGAACCGAACCAUGUACAGGAAGUGAUUUUUUAACAGCUCAAAUGCUGAAAGUCUGCAUGCAAGGGGCUCAGAUUUCAUUCUAGUCAGAGACUAGAUAUCGCGAGGGCUUUCGGAGAUUGUGCUCUUUCUUUUUAAACCUCAAACACCGUCGAGAAGUUCUAUUGACAAGAUCUAUCUGUGAUUGCCAGCUUUAGACAGAGACAGAUCAUGAAAAGUGUAGACAAUUGUGAACGAACCUGUUUCCAUUCAAGAGGUAGACAUGGAGUAAACGUGAUGUCAUCUGCCUCUAUGUGUCGAAUGAGGUUUUCUUAAUCAUUAUGAUGGCAAAUUCGACCCUUUUACACGUUCCUCGUAGUACCUUGAACUGGACGGAGAUCACGCAUUUUUAGCGGAGUAGCCGCAUGUUCAUUAAAAAGCUCACUAUGGGAUAGGGAGCCACUCAGGUCCUGCUCUUAAUCCUGCACCCGUAUCUGUUUUUUUAACAGUUCUGAUAUCACAAAGUGUGCAUAUAUUCACUG